Clonostachys solani is the source of this 894-nucleotide messenger RNA. Lineage: Eukaryota; Fungi; Ascomycota; Sordariomycetes; Hypocreales; Bionectriaceae. The record is from the annotation of a GenBank genome assembly.
AUGGCAGUUCUCGAGACAUACAAUGGGUAUCCAUUGUGGAGGUAUAUCCCCUCAUUACCAGCAGCAGCAGUUUUCGUCGCCGUCUUUGUCAUUUUGACGGUCGCCCAUGCAUGGAAGAUGAUACGCUAUUCUAUGUGGUUCUGUAUCCCUUUUUUCGUUGGUGGCUUUUUCGAGGUCGUUGGAUAUGUAGGCCGAGCCGUCGCUCACAACGCGACAGGGGAAUUAAUCCCAUACGUUCUCCAGUCGACUUUCCUGCUCUUGGCACCGAUUUUGUUUGCCGCAUCUCUUUACAUGACAUUGAGCAGAGUUAUUCGGGCGGUUGAUGGCGCUCAUUGCUCUAUCAUUCCUCCCCGGUGGCUGACGGUCAUCUUUGUCGUUGGUGAUUGCAUCAGCUUUAUCGUCCAGGCCACCGGGGCGGGAUUACGAAUCAUGGCCGGGCAGGGGAAAUCCGAUAUCGAUCCCAACCUAGGCUCUUACAUCAUCGUGGGCGGUUUGAUCUUCCAGAUAAUUGUAUUUGGAAUUUUCAUUUUCACCGGCUUACGCUUCCACGUCCUGUUUCAAAAGGACCCUGCGGCGAUACGUGCCGAGAGUAUCCCGUGGCAAGGUAUUCUCUACAUGUUGUUCAUGACUUCGGCUGCCGUCAUGAUGCGAAAUAUCUUUCGUGUGGUUGAGUAUGCGAUGGGCGCUGAUGGGUAUCUCUUCACCGUUGAAUGGGGUGUCUAUGCCUUUGAUGCAUCACUCAUGACGAUAACGAUGGCCCUUUUCUGGGUGUGGUACCCUUCUCAAUUGAAGCCUGCCCUUGAUAAUGGCGGUUUAGAGAUGGGGGCUAGGCCAGAGAGGCGUGAACCAUGGAGCAAACACAAAGCUCGGGGACACAGGCAGAGACGGAUUUAA